GCCGAGGGCGCGGCCGAGGGCGCCGCGGCGGCGCGGCCGCCCGCGGCGCGGAGGCUGCAGCUGCCAGAGGAGGCGCUGGUCGAGGGCGGCACCGACGCGUGGCAGUACAUGCACGCGCAGUAUCGGUUCGACCUCUUCCGCCAGAGCAUGCGCAGGGAUGGGAAGGGCGAGGCCUGGCUGUCCUUCGAGAGCGGUCUCCCCUUCAUCACCCUGAAGGGCUCCGCACAGUCCCCGCGGUUCGGCAACGGGUCCAUCGCGAUCUCCUUGGACACGGAGAAGCAGGUGAUGUACACCAGGACGACGUUGGAGAAUCUUCACGAAGCCGAGUGCGUGAAGUAUUUGUUCCCGAAGCCCAGCGACAACGAGGCGCGGAUGAAGGUGCUCCGCGCCCGGCGGAAGCAGGUCUCGGACUGGGAGCGCCAGUGGGAGGAAGGAGGCCAGACCACCGGGGCGACAAUCCAGUGGACGAAGUCGUACGAGCUCGACUUCGUCAUGGACGGAGACCAGGUGCAGGCGUUCUCGCUGAGCCGCGCGGCGGGGGGCAACGGCGAGCGGGUCGUCGUGAAGCAGGUGCGGCUGGAGACGGCCGAGACGGCCGCCACCGUGCCCGACGACGCCCGAGGCAACUUCGCCGACCCCCACGGCACGUGCCGGCUGGAGGAGAAGGUGAAGCACCCGCUGGCGCACGUGGAGCUGGUGGCGCCGCACCAGAAGUCUUCGGCGCUCAACGACCUGCUCCUCGUCCUCGCCGCCGUCGCCGAGCAGGGCCACCCGGUUUGCCGCUCGGGCUGCGGCGAGGAGGAUUGGUCUGCGUUGUUCGUCACGCUGUCCAUGAUCACGGUGCCGGGCGACAUCUCGGUGAUGAUCGAGGAGCCGAGUCUCGAGGUGUUGGAGGCGCUGGGCAGCCUGUCGUUUGACUACACCGCGACGGUGUUCAACCAGGGGGAGCAGCGCACCAGCGACGGGUCCGUGCGGCUGAAUUUCACGGGGCCACACGGGCGCGCCUUCCGCAUGCGCGGCGAGGCGAACCACACAAAGGUUGGCCCGUUGACUCUGGAUGUGAUAGCCCGGGGCCCGAGCGGACACAUCUACGCCAACGUCGAUUUGUCCCUGCAGCAUGCGCACCAGUGCGUGCAGUACGACUACCCCGUGCUCACGGAGUCGAGCCAAGAGAUGCUCCAGGACUUGGCCACGCGGCCACUUAACUUCUUUACCAUAGCAGAGCUGGACGGAGAGGACUGUGGCAUCUUCGUCGCGCAGCUGGCGCGCGGGGACUGGAUUCACCUCUGGGUUGACAUGGAGGCCGAGAGGCCGCACAGCGUGCUGCGGUCCGAAGUCCACCGCGAGGGCAGCCUGCUGCGGCGCACGGAGGUGCUGCGUUGGCACACCGACGACGUGGAGUUCACAACCGUGCCCCCCAAGGAGUGGGCGUGCACGGAGAACCCCGAGGCUUCCAGUGGGGAGACGCAGUUGGCGCACUUGGGCUUGCGGCAGGUGCACAAGAAGUCGAUACAGCUACAGGACACCCUGUACGCGCUUCGCAAUCUGAGCCGUGGCUUCGCCAUCCUGGAAGUGCUAGGGCUUCCGGGAGACGUGGCCAUCAUGGUGGAGGAGCCCACGGUGUCCGACUCCGCAGAGUGGCGACGAGUCGCGUUCGAGUACAGCGCAGCGCUCUCGCAGCACAGCGGCGGCGACCCCAGCACAGAGGUGCCGGCCACCUACUCCUUCGACGGUAGUUUCGCUGCGGAUGUGGAGGCUGGCAAGUUCUGGAUCAACUUGCACUCUCCAGACUUGGAUCCCUCGGCUCCGAACGUCUCCGUCUUGGUUGAGCCAGGCAUGCUCUCGGUGCAUAUGCAGGACGCCACAGACAGCAGGUGCCUGAGAUUCCAGGUGCCGAACGAAAACCUGGCGUCUCCUUGGAGCGCUCCGAUUUUCGCCUCCGUGGAAGACUUGGGGCAGAUGGCUUGCAACCGCUUUCUGAUCCGAAGCGUCACUGGCGGCACGGACGUGGACUUCUGGUACUCGAAGGAGAGCAGGAGUGUCUGCCAGAUGGGCGUGCUAUCGACCCAAAGCGGCCAGGCCGAUAUCGGCGCUGUCUUCACGGUCACCAAGUGGCACCGGUCAGAGCCGUCCGAACGGUUGCCGGCGUCGCGGUGGGAAGUUCCCAAGGAUUGGAAUUGUCAGGACGCAGGGCAAUCAGGGAGCGAUUGGGCGCUGAUCACGCCGCAGCAGGACGUUCCCAGAGAGGGCGCACCAGCUGACAGGCGCGGCCCCGUGGAGGCGUUGCUGCCCGCGGGCUCGGCCAUCUCCACGCUGGCCCUGGCGUGCGGGGCGGUGGGCGCGCUGCCGACGGCAGCGGCAGCUGCGCUGUCCAGGCUGGCCAUCCGCCCGCCGCAGGGGGGCACCGCGGGGCGGCCCGAGCCCGCUGCACCGCCGAAGGGCGUCUUCGACCAGGACUUGGCGCACUUCUCCUUCUCCUUCGCCACGUCGACAUCGGGGGUGGAAGGUGCCUCGUCUGAGGGCCGCGUCUUCGUGGACCUGGCCAGGCGGCGGCUCCUGGUCCUCGGGCACGCCAGCAUGCCGUCGGCGGGUAUGGACAAGGUGGUCAGCUUCUUCGACUACCAGGGUGACAAUGGCUGGGCCUACACCAUGAACCAGGGCAAGGGUUUCGACAUCUGCUUCUCCCUGAGGGUCACCAGGAGCGCCUUCAAGCUCGACAACCCGUUCGCCCUCCGCUUCAGCGAGGGCGGUUGCGUCGAGCACGGCACGCCAAAGGGAGCCCGGCGAUGUACGACGUCGCUCGGGAGCGCGAAGGCGGAUCCUACAGACAAGGUCGUAGACAUCCUCAUUUCGGACAGCCAGGCCCUGAUGGGCGUGACUUUCAAGAACUUGGGAAAGGGAAUCACCUCGCAGCUGACGAUCACCGGCUGGUCUACCGAGCCCGCAGACGAGCGGAUCACGGCCGCCCCGCCCCGUCCUCUUUGACAGACCAGCGUUGGUUCAAAUGUUGCACACGGUGAAGAGAUGGCUCGUCCAUAGAAGGAGAUCAAACAUAUGGCAAGUGUCAAAGUUGGCAUGAUGGUUCCCGACCUUAGCUUCAUGUACGUCUAAAGAUCACUGACGUGGCUCUUUCGGCUGUAGGCCCUCACUUCUGUACCUCAAGUUGGACUCAAUUGCGUGGGACGACUCGCUUACAAGGAUAAUGUUUAGUCAGUUGCUUCGUUCCAGUCGCAUUGGCCUCGCCCCUUACUCCUGAGCCUGCCGUGGGUGCGCUCCUGGGCUGCACUUGCCCCUUCUGUGACUGGCUUCCCUUGUCUCGGGGAUGGACAGAACCCCCA
This is a messenger RNA of Prorocentrum cordatum, 3338 nucleotides long. NCBI's taxonomy places the organism in Eukaryota, Dinophyceae, Prorocentrales, Prorocentraceae. The record is from the annotation of a GenBank genome assembly.